UGUAGGGUUGCGGCACAGCGGCCCUGGGAUGUGGGAGAGCUUCCUGGGUCCUCAGCUGGUACCACAGUGUGUGUCUGAGUGCAGAGUCCCAGCACAGGCCGCCAAGCUCGGAGCCAGCUCCCUCAUCGGAUUGCUGCCAACGUCCUCUGCAGGCCUCAGUUUUCCCAUCUGGGUGGGUUUGUGAAGCGUGCUGGAAUGGCGUGUGUGCCACUCGAAGGCGCCUGGCGCAUCGUAAAUUGGUGGCUGUGAUGGUUAUUUUUACACCUGGAGGCUGGCAUCCUGGACAAAUCCCCAAAAUAGGUUCCUUGUGAGGACUUCGCCUGAGACUUCAGCAGAGGCAACUGGGUGGGUCGGAUGGAGGCUCUGUGCCCGCAAGUUCAGGGCAGAUUUGGGCUGGGGGACUGGAUGGCCUGGUGUCCUCUGGGAACCCUUGUCCCCCGGCAACCCUCGUCCUCCUGGAACCCUCAUCCCUCGGGAACCCUCAUCCUCUGGGAACCCUCUUGCCCUGGGAACCCUCGUCCUCUGCGCUUCACUGGGUCAAGGUUGCCAUCUGCCGAGGUCAUGGGCUGUGCACACGCCCAUGGCCAGCAAAGGGUUCAUUCAUGAAGUUGACCAUGAGCCCAGCUGUGGGGGUGGGGUGAGGCCCUUGACGGAAAUUAAGGAGUGGAGCCAAGAGGCCCUGGGGAUGGCCCUGCCCCAAGGGACCUGUGCUAAUUGUGCCUCACACUUAAUUAACUCUGCUUCCUGGGAAAGCACUGGCUGGGGAACCCACACGUGCUGUGGAAAGUGAAGGACGCUGUGAUUACUGCAGAACUAAUGACUGUCUUCGCAUCCCCGGAGCACAAGGGCCCCAGCGUGCUGCUCCCACGGACCUUGGCGUCCUGGCAGAAAGGCGGGGUUUCCCACGUGCUGCCCGGGAGACGGGGCUUGGUGACUGGGCCGCUCCCGCCUGCGCGUCAGCGAGUUCCCCAGCUCUUCUAUUCUGGGAUACCCGCCGUCGCUGGGGUCUCCGUCACAAGGGCCUCUGAGCAGCUGGCAGAGUGCGGCCUCGUCGUUUGCCUCGGAUUCAAGUUUGGUUUUAUUGGCAGGUGUAGCUUUUCCUCUUUCUUGCCUUUUUUUUGAUUUAAUUUUGAAAUGGUUAUAGAUCUAUAGGAAGGCAUCAAAACAGUACACAGGAGUGGCGAGGGGCGAAUUCCCACCUUUCCCUGAAAACGGAAGGCCGUGCUCCCUUCUCCCAGCUCCCCCGAACGGAAGGCCGUGCUCCUUCUCCCGGCUCCCCCGAACAGAAGGCCGUGCUCCUUCUCCCGGCUCCCCCGAACGGAAGGCCGUGCUCCCUUCUCCCGGCUCCCCCGAACGGAAGGCCGUGCUCCCUUCUCCCGGCUCCCCCGAACGGAAGGCCGUGCUCCCUUCUCCCGGCUCCCCCGAACGGAAGGCCGUGCUCCCUUCUCCCGGCUCCCCCGAACGGAAGGCCGUGCUCCCUUCUCCCGGCUCCCCCGAACGGAAGGCCGUGCUCCCUUCUCCCGGCUCCCCCGAAAGGAAGGCCGUGCUCCCUUCUCCCGGCUCCCCCGAACGGAAGGCCGUGCUCCCUUCUCCCGGCUCCCCCGAAAGGAAGGCCGUGCUCCCUUCUCCCGGCUCCCCCGAACGGAAGGCCGUGCUCCCUUCUCCCGGCUUCCCCAGGCACUGCCAUGCGCAGCUGGUGCAACGUCAACCAGGACGCCGACGUUUGUGCAGUCCACGGACGUUAUCCAGAUUUCACCAGUUCACAGGCACGUGUUUCUGUGUAUAUCUCUCUGUGUAUUCUAUGCUAUUUUUUCCAGUUUUUUAUGUGGUAAAACAGAGACAUGAAAUUUACCAUUUUAACCAUUUAAAAUGUCCAAUUCAGUGGCACAGCAUUGAAUAUAUUCAUAAUAUUGUACAACCGUCACCACCACCCAUCUCUAGAGCUCCUUUCAUCUUGCAAAACGGAGCCUCUGUCCCCUCUGUCCCCCGGCUAGAGUUUUAUUCACGCGCUCCCGUCCGCCCCUUCCCCACCGGCAGCCCCAUGGCACUCUGUCUCCGACGUAGGCCACUCCCCGUGGCUCAUGGGAGUGAGCUCUACCCUGCUGGUCUUUCUGAGGCUGAUGUCGCUCUGCGUGACAUCCUCCGGGUCGCUUGUGGUAUCAGAACCUCCUUCCUUCCGAGGCUGAAGAAUGAUCUGAGGUGCGAAGCGUGUGCUGUUGCUCCAGUCGCCUGCCGAUGGGCUGUUGUGACAGUCGGUGCAACUUCAUCACAGGGUAGAUGGUGUAACCACCAUGACGAUCAGGACUCAGACGUUGCAUCUCCACAAAGCUGUAAAUAAGAACGCCGCAGGUUGAUCUCACAGCUGGUGGAAUCUCAUAAUUAACGCCCGAGGCUGCGUACCCGUGGCCAAGCCCAGCGUCCUCCAAGCCUGACUCUCACUGUCCGGAACAUGAGGAUCCUGACCGAGUGGUGUCAGUCUCCCGGGAAUUUGCACUUUAUGGAAGGCAAAUGCGAGCUGUUGUCUAAAAGGGAGGAGGCAAGGUCAUUGCUCUCCAAUGCCCGCUGCUCUCCAAUGCGUUGCUUCACUGAUGCAGUCAGCCCCAACGCUGCCCAAAACGUAGCGUGACAGGGAGCAGUGGCCCUGCUGGACUCCAGCCAACCUUUAAAACCUCAACUCCAGGCUGGGCGCGGUGGCUCAUGCUUGUAAUUCCAGCACUUUGGGAGGCUGAGGCGGGUGGAUCACCUGAGGUCAGGAGUUUGAGACCAGCCUGACCAACAUGGUGAAACCCCGUCUCUAGUAAAAAUACAAAAUUAGCCGGGCGUGGUGGCGCGCCUGUAAUCCCAGCUACUCCGGAGGUUGAGGCAGGAGAAUUGCUUGAACCCGGGAGGCGGAGGUUGCUGUGAGCUGAGGUCGCGCCACUGCACUCCAGCCUGGGAAACAAGAGUGAAACUCCAUCUCAAAAAAAGAAGAAGAAGAAAAGAAACCCCACAACUCCAGUCUCAGGAGCCGCCGUUUCAUCGUAAGAUGUCACAGUGACCAUUUUCAGGAAGGCAGGGGGUAGCCAUGUGGCUCCAUGAGUCCCUCCACUCUGUGAUUCCCAGGAACAGUCCUGUGUCCGGACAGUGAGUGUCACAGAAGCGGCCCAUGGGGGAGGCCAGCAAGUGAGUCACAGAAAUGGGGGAAACACAAUUAAACCUUUCUUGCUUCCUUCUGGAACGGCCACUGUUGGAAAGUCUUUGUUAAAUCACUUUAUUAUGCAGAGUUGUGCUCUCUGACCCUCCCCCGAUGCAGGGCCAGUGGGGGAGACGCCAGCGUCAGAUGCCAGUGGGGGAAUGCCAGCGUCAGAUGCCAGCGAGGGCACCGCCUGUGACAGCGAGGCAUCCGCGGUGAUCUGGGCGCCUGGGGGUCACUGAGCUCCGUUUAUAAACCGGGCUUUCAAGUGCAUCUGUGACGUAUUCAGAAAAUAGCACAGCGCUGCAGGGGAUCACAGCAAACCCCUGGGUCUGCCAUCCGCCCAAGAGACACCUUCGUGUUUCCCCCUUGGAGCCUUCCAGUUGCACCGUGAAAUCUCACUGGGCUGGAAAUUCCAGCCUCCCGCUACAGCCUCUGGGAAUUUUGUGUUUGUGCAGCAGACAGUCCUCUUGGAAGGAUUUUCGGAGCAAACGAAGUCACCGUCCGUCGUCAAGCUUUCACAUCUCUCCAGGGUUGCAGGAGGAGAGGGCCGAGGCUGGGCUUCCUUCCUCAUGGCCUCUGCGUCCUGUCUCAUCUGCCCGCUGACUUCGUCUCCUCUCUGCGGCCGGCGUGGAACAGCCCUGCAUCCAAGACACCUCCGUCCUGGCUGCUCUCUGGGCCGCUGCCCGCUCAGCGGGGAACACAGCAGCCGGGCAAAGUGCACCUGGAGCUGCGGCUGAGCGAGGUCAUCACAGACACUGGGGUCGUCUGCCACAAGCUCGCCACACGCAUCGUCGAGUGCCAGGGCCUCCCCAUCGUGAAUGGGCAAUGUGACCCCUACGCCACCGUGACGCUGGCAGGACCCUUCAGAUCAGAAGCAAAGAAGACGAAAGUGAAGAGGAAGACCAACAACCCCCAGUUCGAUGAAGUGUUUUAUUUUGAGGUGACCCGGCCCUGUAGCUACAGCAAGAAGUCCCACUUUGACUUUGAGGAGGAAGACGUGGACAAGCUCGAAAUCAGAGUCGACCUCUGGAAUGCCAGUAACCUGAAGUUUGGAGAUGAAUUCCUGGGAGAACUAAGGAUCCCGUUGAAAGUCCUGCGGCAGUCCAGCUCCUACGAGGCGUGGUACUUCCUCCAGCCCCGGGACAAUGGUAGCAAGAGCCUAAAGCCAGACGACCUGGGCUCCCUGCGGCUGAACGUGGUAUACACGGAAGACCACGUGUUUUCUUCUGACUAUUACAGCCCUCUGCGGGACCUGCUGUUGAAGUCUGCGGAUGUGGAGCCCGUGUCAGCGUCUGCGGCCCACAUCCUGGGCGAGGUUUGCCGGGAGAAGCAGGAGGCGGCCGUCCCGCUGGUGCGGCUCUUCCUACACUAUGGCAGGGUGGUGCCCUUCAUCAGUGCCAUCGCCAGCGCGGAGGUGAAGCGUACCCAGGACCCCAACACCAUCUUCCGAGGAAACUCACUGGCGUCCAAGUGCAUCGACGAGACCAUGAAGCUGGCAGGGAUGCAUUACCUGCACGUCACCCUGAAGCCCGCCAUCGAGGAGAUAUGCCAGAGCCACAAACCCUGUGAAAUCGACCCUGUGAAGUUGAAAGACGGAGAAAACCUCGAAAACAACAUGGAGAACCUACGGCAGUAUGUGGACCGCGUCUUCCAUGCCAUCACCGAGUCUGGGGUGAGCUGCCCGACUGUCAUGUGUGACAUCUUCUUCUCGCUCCGGGAGGCGGCGGCCAAGCGCUUCCAGGAUGACCCGGACGUCAGGUACACUGCAGUGAGCAGCUUCAUCUUCCUGAGGUUCUUUGCGCCCGCCAUUCUCUCCCCCAACCUCUUCCAGCUCACGCCGCACCACACGGACCCCCAGACGUCCAGGACGCUGACAUUGAUCUCCAAGACCGUUCAGACCCUCGGCAGCCUGUCCAAGUCCAAAUCUGCGAGUUUUAAGGAGUCCUACAUGGCUACAUUUUAUGAAUUCUUCAAUGAGCAGAAAUAUGCUGAUGCGGUGAAGAAUUUCUUGGAUCUGAUUUCGUCCUCGGGGAGAAGAGACCCCAAGAGUGUUGAGCAGCCCAUCAUGCUUAAAGAAGGGUUCAUGAUCAAGAGGGCCCAAGGACGGAAGCGCUUUGGGAUGAAGAAUUUCAAGAAGAGAUGGUUUCGCUUGACCAACCAUGAAUUUACCUACCACAAAAGCAAAGGGGACCAGCCUCUCUACAGCAUUCCCAUCGAGAACAUCUUGGCAGUGGAGAAGCUGGAGGAGGAGUCUUUCAAAAUGAAAAACAUGUUCCAGGUCAUCCAGCCAGAGCGUGCGCUGUACAUCCAGGCCAACAACUGCGUGGAGGCCAAGGACUGGAUUGACAUUCUCACCAAAGUGAGCCAGUGCAACCAGAAGCGCCUCACCGUCUACCACCCGUCCGCCUACCUGAGCGGCCACUGGCUGUGCUGUAGGGCGCCAUCGGACUCGGCUCCGGGCUGCUCGCCCUGCACUGGCGGCCUCCCAGCCAACAUCCAGCUGGACAUUGAUGGGGACCGUGAGACGGAGCGUAUCUACUCCCUCUUCAACUUGUACAUGAGCAAGCUGGAGAAGAUGCAGGAGGCCUGUGGGAGCAAAUCUGUGUAUGACGGCCCGGAGCAGGAGGAGUAUUCGACGUUCGUCAUUGACGACCCCCAGGAGACCUACAAGACGCUAAAGCAAGUCAUCGCUGGGGUUGGGGCUUUGGAGCAGGAGCACGCCCAGUAUAAGAGGGACAAGUUCAAGAAGACGAAAUAUGGAAGCCAGGAGCACCCCAUCGGAGACAAGAGCUUCCAGAACUACAUCCGGCAGCAGUCCGAGACCUCCACUCAUUCCAUUUAAAGUCUGCGGGACGCGCCCAGUGGCGCCAGCAAGCUGCCCAUGCAAAGCCGCAGCCUUUGGGAGGGAGAAGAGAAGGAAGAGCGCAGAGCCAGCAAAGUGAGAUGCACGCCGUCCCGGCCCAUAGACAAGUGGCGCUGGGGUGUCCCUCUCCCAGAACCCCUGCCACCACCGCCACGCCCUCCGCAGAAAGCCCACCUGGCCUUGUGGAACGUGUCGCCAUUUGAUUCUGUGCUUUUUGCUCCUUGUUUGUGGGGAUCUGGGGAUCAGCUGAAGGAUCAGGAAGUGUGGGCUGUGCCCUAGCCACACCACAGCCAGCCUCAGGGAGCCACGGCCCGUCUAGUCGACUGUGACAUGCACCUCCGGCCGUGUGUGCGUCAGGCUCGUGCACGUCUGUCUUGCGUGCACGGUGCGUGUGACGCUGGGCUCUGUGGCUCUGUGCCCGGGAGGCCUGCUGGCCCCGCCUUGGCUUUCGGCUUCAUCACAUUGGGAGGUUCAGAGCAUUACUCUCCCACUGUGCCUGCCACCCAGGCGGCCAUGGGAGGCGGCCUCCCUGUUCCACUUUCCAGGUUCGUUUGAUUCCUGGCUGAGGGGUCAGUGUUAUGGCUGGGAGGUGCAGAACUACACAGAAAUCCCGGUCUGAGGAUGUCCCUGGUGCCUGGGGGAUGCGGGUUCUGUCCACGGAGUCCCUUGGAGGGAAAGGUGUGAGCUCCAGCUUCUCCAGGCGUCUGCGGAGCCCACAGUUGGAGCCUACAUCGUUUUGCUCUCGAAUGCGGUUUAAAAUCAGAAUUAACAUUUGCCACCCCCCGUGGAAGUUUGAAGAUUUUAAAAAUAGAAAUGUACAUUUUUCAAGCUGUUUUUCUUUAUGUUUUUGAAGGACCAUUUUUAAUUAGCUCUUUGAUACAAAGUAACUCAGAACGUCAAAACCUAUACCCACUAAAGGGAAGGCUGCCGGGAAGGCAAAUGGAACAGGAAUGGAGCCUGUCUCAGGAAGGCCAGCUGCAGGUCCUCCAGAAAAUCAAAGAAGGGAAGAAACUCUGAGUUUGAGGUACAGGGGCUUCGGGGUGCAGACGUCCCUCCAGGGCCCAUGGUCAGUAUUGCACCUGUGUUAUGAACCCCCAGAUGCUGUGCAGGGCAGGGGCGGGGGCUGCUGUUUUAUUGGGGAGGGGAGCAUCCUAAAAAUGGGGUCCAGGCAGACCCCUCCAGACCUCACACUGCCGAGGAGGCCUUUCCCAAAGGGCGUCCUCCCGGGGUGCAGACGGCAGGUGUGUGGGAAGCGCCGUUUAAAUACACAGCACGACGUAUCCUUGUACCGACUGCUCCCGGUUCUUGUUUGAAAAUACUGUAGUUCAGGCUCUUGAUCUAGAUGGCAGAUAGGAACUUUGUUGUCACAAAAAUACUGGAGGAAAAUGUUGUAAAAAUAGACUUUUGGACACACAGCUGUUGGGGCUGCACUGAGCUGCAAUUUUUAACAUGGAUUUAUAACUUAAUGUUUCUGUUUAUAAAAUACUAAUGAUUUGCAAUGUAUUUUACUGGCCAAUUAAAACAGAUGUUUUAUUCUU
This is a messenger RNA of Gorilla gorilla gorilla (western lowland gorilla), 7576 nucleotides long. RefSeq names its product RAS p21 protein activator 3 (gene RASA3). NCBI's taxonomy places the organism in Eukaryota, Metazoa, Chordata, Mammalia, Primates, Hominidae. Gene Ontology annotation, biological process: intracellular signal transduction; regulation of GTPase activity; negative regulation of Ras protein signal transduction. The record is from RefSeq and is a predicted model, not a curated record. The coding region runs from base 4662 to 6017 and encodes 451 amino acids. The transcript is spliced from 21 exons. Gene Ontology annotation, molecular function: GTPase activator activity.